AUGACUUCACCCAGACGUGUCGUCUUUUUCCUGUUCUUGGUUUUGAUUUUCUUUUUGUUUGUAAUUCUCUUUUACAAUAUUAACGGCAUUGAAAGAAGACCGCCAAAAACCAGUCUCAAACAUGGUUUGGAUCCACUGUACGAGGAGAAUAGAGUACUCUGCAUGAUACCGUAUGACUAUUAUAACCCUAAUACUGCCAAAUAUGUAAAGCGCACUUGGGGAAAGCAUUGUAACGUAUUGCUUUUUGUGAGUGGCGAUGUCGAUGAUGAACUGGAACCCUACGUGCCUGUGAUUAAUUCCACGGAUACGUGGACUUUGGUCCAGCGAGGACUGAUGCACGCCUAUCGAUUCUAUGCCGACCAAGUCGACUGGUUUCUCAGGGUAGAGCCCUCUAGCUUUGUUGUUGUGGAGAAUCUCCGGUAUAUGAUAGGCCAACGGAAUUAUUUACCCAGUCAACCGAUAUACUUUGGCUACGAGCUCGAGAAUAUAGUCACGCAUAAGCCCUUUGUCCACCACCAAAGUGGCUACGUAAUCAGUCGCGAGGCCUUAAGGCGGUAUACAAAUGCAUCGAAGGAUCCGGAGAAUAGAGAAUGCCAGCACUGGCAGGGAUAUACUGAAGGACUGGAUAUAUUUCGCUGUCUGAACCAUGUUAAUGUAACCAUAGCCGAAAGUCGCGAUGAAUUGGGAAACGAAACUUUCUCACCUAUUGCAAUGGACCACCAUUUCUUGGAUGGCUACAAUAAUAUUCCUUGGCUCCAUAAUCUAACAUAUCAUAAGGUCCCUGAGACAACAGUGCCCCUAUCCGAGCGCGCCAUAAGUUUUCGUGUAGCAUAUCCGCCUCAAAUGUAUGAUUAUUAUUAUUUUGUUUAUGGAAUGAGAAUCUUUGGCACUCCCAUGCAAAACACAAUUGAAUUUAGACCUUAAUAAAGGACUCACCUCAGGCAGCUGUCUACGAUUUUCCUUCCUGAUGUUUCAAUUACACCGGGACCGAGGGCUUUGGUUACUUCCUAGUAAUGCCAAGUAACCCACAUAUCAUGUACUCCAUCACAUAAUUCAUUUCACAUACGGGAAAAGGGGGAGGAUAAACGUGUUCAUCAAUGAAUCUGUCGACUCGCCUGGAGUCUCAUUUUCCCAGUGCCCUUUGUCUGUGCAAAAUUACUUCCGUUUUUCUUCGAUUUUGGUCUCUUUUUUGCCCAACUGCCAAGUGUCAUUGUUACAUCAUGUCUGUGGGGAAGGGAAAUAUCCGUAUGAAUGCAAUAUUGCACUUUUCCCUGCUUCCUGUAACCUUAAUCAUGUGUAGGCCUUGGCUUACCUGCUAGAUGCCACAACUCAUCUGGUAACUUGAGCACGUAAACUGAGACAUUAAUGUCCCACAUAAGCAGAAUAUCGCUUACCUUUCACAGGUUUCACAUGAAAACCAUACAUAGUUGCUCACAUGUGUUUAUUGAAAUCUAUACAAACAUUUGUGGGCCUUUUGUUUUUGCAACAAUGGAGGAGGCGAGCGGUUGAAUAAUCUUUUUUUAUAUAUUUUUGACAGCUAUUUGUUUUGUUGAGCAGGCCAAAAAUAGAUACGAGUAUCUAUGCAAAUCAGGAAACGUGUUUGAAACGAAUCAAAACUUGUGGGUUCGGGUUCCAUGAAAAGUGUCACAACAUGGCCUAGGGAAAGGGGGAACAAAAGUGCCAGAUGAGGUGGCCAAGUAAUCGAUACUCCACUUUAAAUUUGUCUAGUUUCUAGUUUAGUCAACAUUUUAUGGCCUGACCAAACCCUUUCCGGACUUUCCGAACCACUCUUGUCGCCCCUCCACUUUCAACUGCCAAGUUUUGCAUCAACUCAAAAGCCAUUCGCAUCAAUGAAAGACGAUGGCGAAACGUCUUCGCAGGCGAAGUCGUCAGGUGGGUUAAUAAUUCUAAUUGAAAAAGGCAAUUUGUAUGCGGCGGGCGAAGGGAAACCAAAGGCACCACGGACAGACAAAAGCACUCAAUAUAAUUAAAUUGACGACGGACCACCCAGCGCCAAUAACUCCACCAUCUGCACCAGCAAUUCAAGUAAUAGUUUCAAAAUGCCACGACUAGUUCAAU
Drosophila gunungcola (fruit fly) is the source of this 2079-nucleotide messenger RNA. RefSeq names its product glycoprotein-N-acetylgalactosamine 3-beta-galactosyltransferase 1. The record is from RefSeq and is a predicted model, not a curated record. NCBI's taxonomy places the organism in Eukaryota, Metazoa, Arthropoda, Insecta, Diptera, Drosophilidae. Gene Ontology annotation, molecular function: N-acetylgalactosaminide beta-1,3-galactosyltransferase activity. Bases 1 to 924 code for a protein of 307 amino acids. The transcript is spliced from 4 exons.